AUGCCUCCCACCAAGUUUGACAACGCUGAGUGCGCCAAGCUGCAGCGCGAGUCGCUCAACUGCCUCAUCAACAACGAAGACAACAAGAACGCGUGUCAGACCUUCUUCGACCGCUACAAGCAGUGCCUGAAGGACCGUCGCGAGCGCGAGAUCGCUGAGCGCAGGGCGCGACUCCGGGGAUAAGCAGACAGCUCAAGAGAGUUAACGCCCAACCAGUGCGAG
This is a messenger RNA of Phytophthora sojae, 222 nucleotides long. RefSeq lists its product as hypothetical. The transcript is spliced from 3 exons. The record is from RefSeq and is a predicted model, not a curated record. NCBI's taxonomy places the organism in Eukaryota, Oomycota, Peronosporomycetes, Peronosporales, Peronosporaceae. Bases 1 to 183 code for a protein of 60 amino acids.